AUGUCGGGAGGAAGCUUUCUGAGCAAAAUGAGGUCCGCUUUCAGAAAAGACAGAAGCGACUGGGACUUGAGCGACACGGUACCUUUUGAGUUUUCAGAUGAACUGGCCGAUGACGACGGACCUAAGUUCAACAAGCUGAGAGUGGUCGUAUCCGGGGAAAUGACGGAUAUUUCCUCUUCUGGAGUUGCUUCUAACGGCUCGGCGGUGAAUACGCUGUUGGUCGGAGCAGUGGACGAUGAUGAUUUGAUGCUGGAUGCGAGUUUUGAAAGUCCUGGGGCCGGAACGGAGCCGUGUGGAACCUGCGUCAGGAGGAAAGAGGCUGUAAAACAUAAGAAAGUGAUGAAGAGGCUGAUUGUCGCUGCGCUGCUGUACUUCCUCUUCAUGACCGGGGAAAUUAUAGAGGUGGUGUCCGCGGUGCUCAGUGUGAUGCUGAUCUACAUCCUGACCGCAGUCCUCGUCUUUGAGGCCGUUCAGAGGACCAUGAGCCAGGACUUUGACAUCGAUGGAGACGUCAUGCUCAUCACUGCAGCUGUGGGCGUCGCAGUCAACCUGAUAAUGGGUUUCUUGUUAAACCAGAAUGGACACCUCCACUCCCACGGUCACGGUCACUCCCAUGGUCACGGUCACUCCCACAGUCCGGCAGCGGUGGAGGGCCAGCCGCAAAAGGCCCACGGGAGUCUGGCAGUCCGCGCCGCCUUCAUCCACGCAUUAGGAGACCUGCUCCAGAGCAUCGGGGUCCUCAUCGCGGCAUAUAUCGUCCGAUUUAAGCAUGAGGGCGCUGUGGAGCCGGACACUGAACUGUUUCCCGUCAGACGCUUCUCCUUGGAGCGAGAUGGUGCCAAAGGAACCUGCUGGAGAAUGGAACUGGACCAGGAGCAGGAGCAUGAGGAGGAGGAGCAUGAGGAGGAGGAGCAGGAGCAGGAGGAGCAGGAGCAGGAGGAGCAGGAGCAGGAGGAGCAGGAGCAGGAGGAGCAGGAGCACUGA
Knipowitschia caucasica is the source of this 984-nucleotide messenger RNA. Lineage: Eukaryota; Metazoa; Chordata; Actinopteri; Gobiiformes; Gobiidae. The record is from the annotation of a GenBank genome assembly.